This is a messenger RNA of Necator americanus (New World hookworm), 276 nucleotides long. RefSeq lists its product as uncharacterized. NCBI's taxonomy places the organism in Eukaryota, Metazoa, Nematoda, Chromadorea, Rhabditida, Ancylostomatidae. The coding region runs from base 1 to 276 and encodes 91 amino acids. The record is from RefSeq and is a predicted model, not a curated record. The transcript has 3 exons.
AUGUAUGUAGCGAAGUUGGUGAAAUGUUCCGCUCUGGCUGCACGACGUCAUGGUAACUACGGCAACAACAUUCGUUCACGCCUUUUUGGUCACAGCCUUGUUCAGUGCAUUCCUGUGGCUUUUCGUCUGCAUAGCUGCUCAACUAACCCUAAUUCCUUGCAUCUACCCACUGCACCUCCAUAUCCUUCAAUCUAUCCAGAAGCAAGAGAAUAUCCCCAGAAUCCGCACUUCCAGCAACAAAACUUGUAUCCAAAACUGUCAGAUACGCAUUACUAG